ACCAGCGUUUAGCAUUUUCAAAGUAAAUCUACACUGUUAAAAUCUUAUCCAAAACGCUAACGCUAAUCUCUAACACUAUUUCCAAAGAGACCCUUUUUAUACUAUAAGUUGUGUCAUGUGUUUUUGCCACUCCCCCUCCACAAAUUCCUCAAUAAAUACUCUUCUUGCCCUGACAUUUUUUUCUCAUCUCAUUAUACUCUUUCUAUACCAUCUCUUUCAAAUUUUAGAAAACAAAAUUAAAAAAUGGGCGUUUUCGGCGGAGCCUACGUUUCCCUUCUCAUCUUUUCCACGCUGUUACUAGCGGCGGAGCCUAAAAUCCCAGGCGUAUACACCGGCGGCGCGUGGCAGACCGCUCACGCCACCUUCUACGGAGGCAGCGACGCGUCCGGCACCAUGGGCGGCGCGUGCGGGUACGGAAACCUCUACAGCCAAGGCUACGGGGCGAGCAACGGAGCUCUGAGCACAGCCCUGUUCAACAAUGGCCUCAGUUGUGGGGCCUGCUUCGAGCUCAAGUGUGACGGCGACAAGUCUUGCUUUCCCGGCAGCCCGUCCAUCGUCAUCACCGCCACCAAUUUCUGCCCUCCCAAUUUUGCCCUGCCCAACGACAAUGGCGGCUGGUGCAACCCGCCCCGCGCCCAUUUCGACCUCUCCAUGCCCAUGUUUCUCAAGAUCGCCGAGUACCGUGCCGGAAUCGUUCCCGUCAAAUACCGCCGGGUAGCGUGCAGGAGGGGAGGAGGAAUCCGGUUCACGAUGAACGGCCACCGUUACUUCAACAUGGUUCUGGUCACCAACGUGGGCGGGGCGGGGGACAUCGUGAGGGCGAGCGUGAAGGGGUCGGAGACGGCGGGUUGGAUAGAGCUGAGCCGGAACUGGGGGCAGAACUGGCAAACGAGCGCCCUCUUGACCGGCCAGUCCCUCUCCUUCCGCGUCAAAGGCAGCGACGGCCGCUCCUCCACCUCCUGGAACGUCGCCCCCGCCACCUGGCAGUUCGGCCAAACCUUCGUCGGCAAAAACUUCCGCGUCUGACUGAAUGAAUGAAUGCCCCCCAUUAACGUUAAUAUAUACUCCCUCCGUCCUAAAAUUAACUCUCAUUUGACUUUUUAUAGUCUGUAAUGAGGCACUUUGACCAUUAAUAUCCUCAUUUUUAUAUGAAUACUCCUAUAUAUUAUCAAAAUAAUAUAUUUCAAAACUAUGUUUCAAAAUGAAUCUAUUGAUACUAA
Cuscuta campestris is the source of this 1220-nucleotide messenger RNA. NCBI's taxonomy places the organism in Eukaryota, Viridiplantae, Streptophyta, Magnoliopsida, Solanales, Convolvulaceae. The record is from the annotation of a GenBank genome assembly.